Molecule: messenger RNA, 4099 nt
Organism: Limulus polyphemus (Atlantic horseshoe crab)
Lineage: Eukaryota; Metazoa; Arthropoda; Merostomata; Xiphosura; Limulidae
Product: estradiol 17-beta-dehydrogenase 8-like
Exons: 2
Coding region: 436-1200 (254 amino acids)
Molecular function (GO): oxidoreductase activity, acting on the CH-OH group of donors, NAD or NADP as acceptor
Source: RefSeq, a predicted model, not a curated record
CCACAAAUAUUGACAAUACAGAAAUGCCAUGAUUUCUAAAGUAGCUAUAUAAUAGAUCCACAACUGCGCAAAUUCCACUGCAUUAAAAUUAUGUUGCAUUUAUAGAAAACAUGCAUUAAAAACACUUCUACUAGUUCACUGAAAAUGUUGUAAAUGAACAAGGAAAAUGUUUGACAAGUACUGUAUACAUUUUUUGUUGAUUGAGGAAAAUAUUUUGAAAAAGUCUUAUCUAACGACAGGAGAGGGCGAAUACUCAUUUAAGCGCUGUGCAUGUUAGUUCUUGUAGGUUCGAAUUGUUAGUGUUAGAUAUUAAGCUUAAUUUAUGGGAAUUAGAAUAGCGUUAGUGAAAUAACUAAUUUAGCGAUAAGCCCCUUCAAUAAAAUUUUUAUGUAUAUAUAUUUGCUACCUAAAACUUAAUAUAUUCGUUAAGUGGAUAUGGCUUCUACUAAGUUGCUCAAUGAUCGGUUGGCCCUUGUUACUGGAGGAGGUAGUGGAAUUGGCAGAGCAGUGUGCCAAGCUCUUGCUCGUGAAGGGGCAAAAAUUGUAGUAGCUGACAUAAACGAAAAUGCAGCAAGAUCAACUUUACAGUCACUUCCUCAAGGGGAAGAAAAUUCAUAUAUCAUGGAGAUAGUGGAUGUAAGCCAGUCUCAAAGUGUGAAUAAUUUAUUUACAUCCAUCAACCAGAGGCUUUGUCAAGUACCUGACAUUGUUGUAAAUAGUGCAGGAAUUACUCAUGAUGGAUUAAUGAAUGAAAUGACAGAGCAAAUGUUUGAUGAUGUGUUAAAUGUUAAUCUAAAAGGUACCUUUCUCAUCACACAAGCUGCUUGUCGAUUGAUGAUUGCACACAAAAUAAAGAUUGGUUCAAUAAUCAACAUUUCCAGCAUCAUUGGAAAAGUUGGAAACAUUGGCCAGUGUAAUUAUGCAGCAUCCAAAGCUGGUGUUGUUGGGUUAACUAAGAGUGUUGCAAAAGAGAUGGCCAAAUAUGGAAUUAGGUGCAAUGCCAUAAUGCCAGGCUUUAUUGAUACUCCCAUGGUUGUGACUGUUCCAGAAAAGGUAAUGACUCACUUCAAAAAGUUGACACCAAUGGGAAAAUUUGGAAAACCCGAUGAUGUUGCAGAAGCUUCUUUAUUUUUAGCAUCUAGCAAAAGUAACUACAUAACAGGCGAGGUAAUAGAAGUCACUGGGGGCCUUUUCAUGUAGCAAAAGUUUCAGUAUGGUAAUCACGUGCAUGUAAUAAUCUGAUUAUGUAGCUUCAAUAUUUUUUUCCCAUGCAAUCCCACAGUUCCUGAAAGAUACAUUAUUAUGAAUGUAGAAACUACCUGUCUACAGUGUUUGUAAAAUAAUCUGUAAGAUAGCACUUUACAUAAAGAUGUACUAGAUGAUCCGAAACUUAAGCAUUUUAGAAUGUAAUUAAAAAAAACUUUUGUUUCACUUGUUAAAGUUUCAACAUGAAACUUUUACCAUCUGCCAGUAAAAUAUGAGAUUAAAAAUAAUGUUAUCUUGUAAUAUGCAAUAAAACAGUAUUGUGAGCUGUGACUAAAACUUACAUUUUUCACUAAUCUGUUUAUAGGACCAUUAUAUCUCGUGCAGUAAUUAGUGUUUGAAUAUAUAUAUAUAUGAAGUGUUUUAAUAUAAAUUGCAUGUAUAUAUUUUUUUAAUAACCAGAAUUGCACAUACAGUUUACAUGCAUCACUUUUAUACUAUGUUUGUGAAUACUGAACAUACAGCUUUUAUGUCUAUCAUUAUAGGAUAGUAUAAUAUGUUAUUUUUAUCCCUUUAUAUCUGUCUAUCUUGGUAUUGGUACAUUAAAGUAUUCUGAAAAUCUUGGGGACACAUUGUCCUUCUUCUGUGGAAAAUAAAAUAUUAUUCAAAUGAAAUGUCCAUACUUCCACUUCCUGUCUGAUUUUCAUGUUUAAGUUUUACCUAUUUUAUAAUUUGAUUUCUCUUUAAAAUAUAACUAUGAAUCAGAAUUGUAACAUAUGUGUCACAUAUGUUCCCAUGGUUUCUACAUGAAUUGUACAUUUAUCAAUAAAGUAAACUUUUCUUUAAGUUGCUAGAAAUAUUACUUUUUUCUUCCUUGAAUAAUGGAAACUGACUUUGUACUUUUUUAAAUGUUUUUUCUAAAAUAUUAAAUUUGGUUUACUUUAUCUCAGUAGUGGAUACAGAGGGUUGAGUAUAUUAUAUUAAAACAAUCUGGAGCUUCACUAUGUUGUUACAUUCUAUGUUGCCAUGUCCAAUCUUAUUCAAUCUCAUAGUUAUGCAUUUUUCUAAUAGCCCUGCAGCAUAGUUUUCAUUGCAAAAGACACUAUAAUAUGGCUGUCAUGUUCAAAGCAUACUACUGCUCCCUGCUAACUAUCCAUAAUUCAUUUAAUGUACAAGGACUGUGGUUUCCCAGUGCCCAUUUCAACAGACUGAUUGCACAGGAAGCCAUACACACUGCAUCCGAUAGCUUGAAUGGUAUGUCUUCAUAUGGAAUAGCACAAAUAUAUUUCAUUCUCCAGUUGCUUGAGGUUUAUGAUGGUUAAACAAGGGGUAUGAAUGGAAAUUUUCCUUAAUUAACCUGUAUCCUCUUGGCCUUGUUACCAUACAAAGCCACUAUUUUUGUGUGGCACAAAGGGUCCAGAACAUUGAAAGAAAGUAAGCAGAACUCAUCUUGAAACUUUGUAUCCAAUAAUGAUCAUAAACUCCUUCUAAAAUGUUCUAUGACAUUCUAUAUACUACUUUAAACAUUUUUUUCAUCAAUUGACUGGUAUGAAAUGGCACAGGACUUCUUACGUUAUCAAGGUACAAAUAUAUUUUGUUGAGUGUCAACCAGUGUUCUCUCUAAUUUUUCAAUUCAUGUGUGGAAUGUGCAGAUGUGUGCUACCAGUUUUUGUUUUUUUUUUUGGGGGGGGGGGUAUUUUUAAACCAUUGACCCUGUUUGAUCAUUAGGCCACUUUGCAAUGCUACUUGUUGGUUAUUUGGGCUUUUGGUCUAUCGACUGCCAAGAUCAUCAAGGCUGUCAAUGUGUUGAGACUCCUCACCAUUACUGAGGAUGCGUGCAGCACGUGAUUGGUUGUUGUGCAGCUGCACAGCUUAGAGGUAACACUGGUGUCAACACUUACACACUACUGUCAUUUUUCCUCAUCUAGGUAUUGUUUGUAUAGCUUUUACAGGUGGUCUUCCUUUCCUGAAUAUUUCAUGGAAACAACUUAUGUACAUGUGACUUUUCCAAAUGGGAAUCCCUCCUUAUUAUAUUAAAUACUGUUGCCUGGGGCAUAUGGGCAAUUAUUUGCCACUGAUCUUUAUGUUUGUGGAUUCUCACCUGUUUCAAGAUGCUGCACUUUGCUUACUAUAGCUGUUGGUAAGAUUUUAUUGCAGGUCUCUUUCUAGAUGGUCCUGGAGCCCCAAGUUGAACCAUAUUCUUUUGUUUUCCAAUGCCUUUAAGUACAACGGAUGCCCCUGCUUUGGAAUUUCUAAAUCCACAAUUUAAACAUAUAUUAAUGAUCUGUGUUUAUGAAUAUUUUUUAUCAAAAAGAGCUGUUCCUAAAAGCAAUAAGGCUUUGGUGUUGUCACGCUAUAUUUGAAAUGCUAAAAAAUGUCCAAAUGUAGUUCUGUUACAUGCAGUUCCAAAGAUAAUUUAUAUCAUCUGUAGUUUUUAUGCACCUUGCUAACUGAUGUAUUCAAAAUAAUUUUCCUAUAACAUACUAAACUCUUAAUUUGUUAUAACAUAAAUCUGUUAAAACAUUUUAUAACCAUUGUCAAAUGCAAUGAAAUACCUGUGAUGUUGUUGAAUAUAGAUGUCUGUAUAACAAAGUUUGAUCUAGAAAUCUAGCACACAACUGAUAAAAUUGAAAAAAAAAACAAUUUUCUCCUGUCUAUUAUGAAAAAAAAGUUCAAUUUAUAAAUGCUAUGUUGUUCUAGGUAUUGUUGGGUGCUAGGUAAAUUAAUAAAGAAAUACAGAACACAAAGUGUCAUACAUCUGUCCCAUUGUUGAUUUUGUAUACCAACAUACAUAUAGUGAGUUUUGAACAUAUUUAAUGGGAAAUAGGCCUACUUAAAGUAAAUAAUACACUAUGUAAAAAAAUUGCAUUUGCUAUAUUUAAAUGUAUGUACAAGU